AUGGCAUCGGAAGGGGAUCUGCCGCCGUCAUCAUACGACGGAAGUCAUCUACAUUGGAAGACCUUUCGUCAACAUGUCCUCGCGCCACAUCGCAUCCGGAUAUUGGACUCCCCGCCAAAAGAGAAAUUGCCGACAACCCUUCUUUCAAUGAUCGAGAAGGAAACCCCCAACGCGGGAAAGUAUGCCAUUUUGAAGGAGGCAUUCAGAGAUCAGGUGGAGCAUGGUCGAGGAUUUGGACCGUCACCUCUCUUUCCCCCCAAUCUCCUCCCUCCCAUUGACGAUGAACCUCGACUGGCUCGCUGUAUGGUCCCCUGUUUCAGUCGGGAAGCCCUUCCAGAACGGGCCAUCAACCAAAUGGGUCCUCUCUAUGAGCUCUCGGUUCCUCGAUCGGGCCUCGGCUGCGGCUUUUCUUCAUCCGUGUUCGACGUCGAAGAAGUGCGUGCUCUUCCUUCCUGGCUCGUGACCACUGGCACCAUCGUUCAUUUCGACACGGGCUACAUCUCGCCCGGGGCACCGCUCUAUUGUCCCUUUUUGGUCUUCGAAAGGGCCCAUGGCGAAAAGGAGAACCGACUCGAGGCCUCCAACAACCAAUGUGCCAUUGGCGGUGCAUGGUGUGUCCGGGCGCUCCAAAUGCUUUACGCCCGGGCCUGGAAAGGACAAAUGAUGCCUGAAUUACCCGUGGCCUUUUCUUGCACGAUCGACAAUUCGUUUGCCGUUCUCAACAUCCAUUGGAUUGACCACGGCCAGGCUUACUGCAUGUCCCCAUUGUGCAAGUUCGACCUGAGCAACGACGGUCACUUCAGUACCUUUCUCAUCUGGAUCGAAUCGAUCGGAAAAUGGGCACUAGCACAUCUCCUGCCAUUGGUCAAGACUGCCUUGGAACGGAUACGUUCCAAAGAAGACACGCCCCCGCCGACUCCCCGUGCCGGUAGACUGACGCUGGACACGGGCAGUUGUCCCAACGAGGCUCUCAUCAAGUCCCUCAAGACGACGUUUGAAAAUAUUCCCUGGCGAUUUGAAGACGACGAAUUCACCCCCGUGAGCUCUAGCACUGCUAGCUGGGGGAGCCCGAUGGUGAACGACCUGACCUUCUCGAACAUGAGCUAUCCCGCAGUCCCACCACGUCAAGCGGGCGGCACCCCUACUUCGGCCGUGGCAAGACGGCAGUACCUCACACAGCUAGGUCAGCACCCCACACCUCCGCCGGCGUACGCGCAAAAUCCUGAACUUGUGUGGCAGAAACGAUUCAACCACGCCAUGGACGAGAUCAGGGACCUGCAACGACAGAUACAAGUCCUGAGGAACGACGUCAAUGGAUCGAAUAUGUCCUUUCGGAGCGAGUUGUCUGGGAUCAAAACGACCGUGAACUCGGUGCUUCGCAAGGAAACGCUCACCCUCCGCAACCGGUCGUUGUCCAUGGGCAUCCAGGAGACAUGGUCCACGCAAAGCACUCCGCGCAGCCCUCUCGUCAAUGAAAUCCGGCCAUCGUGGAUUGUCGAGAAAAACGACCCGGCCGCCCCGUCCUCUCCUUUGAAGGAGAAAAGCCACCACCAUAUUAACAUGGCGGCGAUCCCCACCUCCCCGAAGCUGUUGUCUCCAGGCCUCCACCCGACCUCUGCACCCCCAUCACCAGGACUACCCUCCCCCGGCAUGCCAUCGCCAACAUUCUCCGUAUAUAGCGAGAACAACGUGGUCGUGGUCCCACCGCCAGCCCCGCCAAAACUGGCUUCAAUUUUCAAAUUCGCUUCCAUCAUGGUCUCCGGCCACAUGCUGGGCCUGUUCAUCCCGAAUAUCCUCUUGCGUAUCUUCGUCCUCGGCUGCGUGACAGACGUAUGCAUGCUUGCAUUCGCCAGUCCUCAUUAUCCCAGCUCAGCAGAAUAUUUCCUCUCAUUAUGGCGGUCGCGGUGA
Rhinocladiella mackenziei CBS 650.93 is the source of this 1908-nucleotide messenger RNA. RefSeq lists its product as uncharacterized. NCBI's taxonomy places the organism in Eukaryota, Fungi, Ascomycota, Eurotiomycetes, Chaetothyriales, Herpotrichiellaceae. The transcript has a single exon. Bases 1 to 1908 code for a protein of 635 amino acids. The record is from RefSeq and is a predicted model, not a curated record.